Mus caroli (Ryukyu mouse) is the source of this 503-nucleotide messenger RNA. It is a transcript of the gene Ly6g5c, whose product is annotated as lymphocyte antigen 6 family member G5C. The record is from RefSeq and is a predicted model, not a curated record. Gene Ontology annotation, cellular component: external side of plasma membrane. NCBI's taxonomy places the organism in Eukaryota, Metazoa, Chordata, Mammalia, Rodentia, Muridae.
GGCUGGAGAGAAGCCAUGCUUUUUAUGGCAGGCCCUGCAGCUAGCUGGUCCCUGAGGCCCCUGGGACUCCAUGGCGUCCCCCAAGCCUUGUGUGCUGUCCUCUUAACAGUGCUGGUCAUGAAGACCUUGGUUCUCGGCGAUACCAAGCUUGAGGACCUUCACCCUCAGUCCCUUCCACUGAACAAGUACCUGCAUUGCUACCGAUGUCUGCUGGAGACAGAAGAGCUGGGGUGCCUCCUGGGGUCUGACACCUGCCUGACACCUCUGGGCAGCAGCUGUGUCACCCUGAACAUAAAGAACAGCAGCGGUUUUAAUGUCAUGGUGAGUGACUGCUACAGCAAGGAGCAGAUGGUUCAUUGUUCAUAUACCCGUGCUUCCCCGGUGUUUGGCUUUUGGAUAUUCUAUCAGUGUUGCUUCCUGGAUUUCUGCAACAAUCCGGACAACAGAAAGAAUAGCAUGCACUAGGACAGCAGGAACCCGCCACGUCCGGCCAGCUGACCUCC